Messenger RNA from Neolamprologus brichardi, 590 nucleotides. Lineage: Eukaryota; Metazoa; Chordata; Actinopteri; Cichliformes; Cichlidae. The record is from RefSeq and is a predicted model, not a curated record.
AUCUUGCGACAAUGUGGGACGACCACCUGUCCUACCUGCUGUCCUCAGCUCUGUCAGCCUAUGAGCUGGAACGCUGCACCGGUGUCUCCUGCGGCAACGAGGAGUUCCAGGACGCCGUGAGGAGGGCCGUGCCAGACGGACACACUUUCAAAGGCUUCCCUAUACACUUUCUUCACCGUAACGCUCGUCGGGCCUUUGCCACCUGCCUCAGGUCCCCCUUCUGUGAGGAGAUAGUGUGUUGUCGUGGCGAUCACGUGAGGCUGGCUGUCCGCGUUCGGGUGUUCGUUUAUCCCGAGAACGCGUGCGCAGUGUGGAUCAUGUUUGCCUGUAAAUACCGUUCUGUACUCUGACCAGCAGAUGGAUGGCGCCCAGGAAACCCCGCCCUGUGUUGCACUUUGACCCCACACUGGAUUUUAGGACACCACAGGAACACACCGGGACUCACAAUGAGACUAAAUUGAUAUUAAGCUCCACUAUUGCACAGACAUGUUUGUGGCUCUGCUUUGAUGGUCGGGCCUUUAUUUUGUAGUGGACUCAUUUGUACAGACAUUUACAUUAUUUAUUUUUGCAAAUAAACCCAACUUUGCUUA